CAUCAAAUCUUAAUAUGAGUAGCAUUAAAAAUAUAGAUCACUUUGUUAAUAAAAUAAGUGAUGUUGAAAGUGAUAUUGAAAGUGAUAUUAAAAAUGAUAUUGAAAGCAAUAUUGAAAGUGAUAUUGAAAGCAAUAUUGAAAAUAAUGCUAAUAACGAUAUUAAAA
This is a messenger RNA of Racocetra persica, 165 nucleotides long. The record is from the annotation of a GenBank genome assembly. NCBI's taxonomy places the organism in Eukaryota, Fungi, Glomeromycota, Glomeromycetes, Diversisporales, Gigasporaceae.